This is a messenger RNA of Varanus komodoensis (Komodo dragon), 2738 nucleotides long. It is a transcript of the gene LY96, whose product is annotated as lymphocyte antigen 96. The record is from RefSeq and is a predicted model, not a curated record. Lineage: Eukaryota; Metazoa; Chordata; Lepidosauria; Squamata; Varanidae. Gene Ontology annotation, biological process: toll-like receptor 4 signaling pathway; detection of lipopolysaccharide; cellular response to lipopolysaccharide. Gene Ontology annotation, cellular component: lipopolysaccharide receptor complex. Gene Ontology annotation, molecular function: Toll-like receptor 4 binding; lipopolysaccharide binding; lipopolysaccharide immune receptor activity. The transcript is spliced from 5 exons. Bases 2110 to 2604 code for a protein of 164 amino acids.
UUCUAUUUCAACAGAGGGAGUAGCUAUGUACAGUUGCACUUCAAGUUUUCAGGGCCAAAAUAAUACCCCAAGUAUUAUAUGGUGUCCCUGGAGAAUAUCCAGUUAAGCACUUAGUGCAAAUUAAAGCCAAGUAUACCAAGUCUACCAUUUCAGGUGUCUAGAAUCAAAAUGCAUCUCUCCUGAGAAAAAUAUCAAAAAGGAAUAAGUAUUUGCAAAAGUGUCCUUGCCUUUAUAAACCACUAGAGAGACUCAUUACCUGACCCAAAGGAAGCCACAGCCUUGAAUUUACAAGAGCUGAGCAGUGCUUUUGGAAAGCUUUCAUUCAUAGAAUGGCCACACGUCCAAAACAGACUGACCUCAUGUAACAGCAGCAGUCAGCCCAAUUGUUACGAUAUGACAGAAACCAUUCAAAAGAGGUGGAUAAGUUAUAGUCAGAAAUUGUCAUAAUUGUUUAAGUAGUAACUAAAGUUUAACGUGUUUGGAGGUUAGGAAGACAAAAGCAUGUUUUUCCUUUUUAACUGCCUUCAAGCCAAGGGUUCCCACACCUGCUUUGGUUUUGGAUGGAUGUUGCAAUCUAGUGUUACUGAUACUUUUCAAGUCUGCUUCCAUGACAAAGCAUGGCAAGGAGCUGUGGUGCUAACUACAGCAUUGUGUGGGUCUUACAUGGCAGAAGUGACAAGUGAAUAGUAAUGUAACCCAAGCAUUACCACCAAACUGAUUCCAACCCUAAUCAAAUCUCUUAAGAUGCACCCUAGAUUCACUAAUUAUUACAAUGCAGCAGAAUAUGUAUGGUCACACGUUUUUCUUGAAAAGGGAGAAUAAUAUAAUCACUGCUUACCACUGAUACGUAAAUGCCUGUUGAAGACGGUAGUAAUGUUACUUUUCACUUUUAUUUGGCUGCUGGCUUUCAAGUUACAGACAACCCAGGUUAAGAAGUUUGCAGUUGAACUUUAGAUACAAUUGUGAGUUGGUUGAAGAUUAAGCAUCUUUUCAAGUUGUAGGCCCCCUCAGCAAAAGGGAUGUGAGAUUAGCAUCUGUUGCUUGUUACAUCCAUGUCUUUUGGAAUCCAAUAUGCUUCACAUGUAUAUUUGUAACUGAAGCAAUUAGCCAGUACAAAUCUCCAGUUCAGUCCUAUUAGAAGAAAAGAUAACCUCAGGUAUUGUAGUUGGAAGUUCUGGCUUUUGUAGAAGUGAGCCACUAACAAUAGAGUAUAGAUCUUAGGUUUGUUGCAGCUUUCCAUAAAAAGUUUUGCCAAAAUAUAUAUGGAAGUAGGCCAUACUUUGUAUGUACAAGGGGCAUGUAUCCUUGCUUGUUUCUGAGGUUGGAUUUUACAAAUCCGCUUAAACAGAUUCAUGCACAUGCUGGCUGCUUCAUUUACCAUUGUGUGUGCGAAGAGGGCAGCUGCGUGUCUGCUUCUUUACCACACUAACAGGAUUCCUGUCCAGUGAGUUCUGCCCAGCUUUAAGAGGGAAGCAUCAGAAUAAGUCAUAUAACACUUGUUAAAGAAAGAAAAUAACAAGACCAUCCUUUUUGUGAUUAUAUGCACCUCUCUAGCACGGGGGUCAUAAUACUAGUUCUGAUAAGGUCAAACUAAUAAACAGAAAAUCAAAGACUGAGGAAACAGGCAUUUGCUAAAUAAGGAGAGGAUGCUGCUGCUAUGAAAAUGGUGGGACAGGGAACUGGAAUGCUAACAGGUUUGUUCUGAGGAUAAAGUAGGAGGAGGAGGAGGUCUCUAAGAUGUCUUAGGGUUCUCAGAAGAAAGAAAGUAAAUGUAACAAUAAUAGUAAUAAUACAUAACCUAGGUGUUGCAGGUGCUGGUGACAACCAUGGGAGAAGAAAUUGUUUAGCAAUAUGAUGUAAAUAUGAUGCUUCAAUAGAUUUCCAUUUUGUAAUUCAUUUGGAAAAAAAACAAUGUAGUUUUCCUGUUAGGUGCAACUACUGUGACACAAUUCUGAAGCAACUGACAAGGUACAGGAAGAGACUUAAGAAGAAAUGUACUAAAAAAGCCCCUGAAAUCACGUGUCUGAGGGUGACUAACCAUAUCUCAGUUCCUCUUAACUGAAAGAGAAGCAAUGUAGUUCUGCAUCUUACUAUUUGAUUGCUGUGAAAAUGGUUUCAAGGCACUUAAACAUGUUCCUGCUUGUUAUGCUUUUUUCUGUUUCUGGAUUUACUGAAGAAAAAUCUCUGCUUUGCAGAUCAGAUGACCUGGAUAUUUUCUAUUCCUUCUGUGGUACUGGUAAAAAUACAUUCUCCUUUAAAGUGGAACCAUGUUCAUUAAAGAAUAAUUCAGUAUGGAAAGGGUUUAUGUUCUGGAUUCCAAAAGCUGAUUUGUCCGUUUUGACUGGGCGUGUAAGUUUGUGGUUCCAAGGUUCACUAUCCUUAAAAUGGAAUGCUGUUCUUUGCCAUGGUGAGGAUGAUGAAUAUUCAUUUUGUGGCACUCUGAAGGGAGAGACAAUCAACACAACUGUACGAAUCAGUGGUGCACAACCCAGAUAUAAAAUGGGAAAAUACAUCGUUAUUUUUGAAGGCUUCGCUGGUCAUUUCAAUAACUUGAUAAUAUGUAUGAAUUAUACAUUUGUCAUUAAGCAGAAUCUUAUGGAAUGAGGAAGUUCCUCCAAGACCACCGCAUAGUAUAAGAACUGCUUUUGAGGAAGCAGCAGAAUUCAGUCUGAUCAAGAAAUAACCAGCUCCCAGAUUUUGCUUAUAUCAGCAAAAUAAUAAAAUGACUAUUUUAAAUA